Cladocopium goreaui is the source of this 270-nucleotide messenger RNA. The record is from the annotation of a GenBank genome assembly. Lineage: Eukaryota; Dinophyceae; Suessiales; Symbiodiniaceae.
GCUCCCACAGAUGGGAGAAACUUUGCCUUCUUGCCACUGAUACAGGAAAUUAAGGAAAAGAAGAAAUUCAAGGUGGUCAACAUCGGCUGGCCCGGAGUCCAUCCAGAGACCGAGAAGGACAAGCGAGAAAUCGAGAAGCUCCUGGCGGCCAAUGACAUGAUCCCAGUGUGGCCACCGAGAAAGGAAUUCGAGGACUUCUUGGUAUUCUGCCGCGAUCUUCUUUGGCCCGUGGGGCAGCCAUUGGCGAGAAGUGGCAGCCAGUGGGAUUGA